AAGCUUAAACAUGGGCUGUAUUAACUCUUCAAAUGAACAGAUGCCUUACUGCCCUGGCAGUGACACAAAGGAAAACCAAGUGUCUCCUGUACAGCAAGUUAAGGUUGCGGAGGACAUGCACCAGUGCAGGAGGCGUGACUCUUCUACCUCAGGCCAGGUGACAAUGGCAGCUCCAGCUGUUAGCACCGAGGCCACCACCCCCACCAAGAGGAUGAAGGCUGCUUCCCCUAUCAAGGUUGCACAACCUUCCCCCACCAAGGGGAUGACAUUUGCCCCUUUCAUGGAAGUGAAGCCUGCCACCUCCACCAUGGUGAGGCCUGCCACCCCUACCAUGGUGGUCGAGUCCACCAUCACCCCGGUGAAGCCUGCCACCUCCACCAUGGUGAGGCCUGCCACCCCUACCAAGGUGGUCCAGUCCACACCCAACCCGGUGAAGCCUGCCACCCCCACCAUGGUGGUCCAGUCCACCCCCACCAUGGUGGUCCAGUCCACACCCAACCCGGUGAAGCCUGCCACCCCCACCAUGGUGGUCCAGUCCACACCCUCCCCGGUGAAGCCUGCCACCCCCACCAAGGUGGUCCAGUCCACACCCUCCCCGGUGAAGCCUGCCACCCCCACCAAGGUGGUCCAGUCCACACCCACCUCGGUGAAGCCUGCCACCCCCACCAUGGUGAGGCCUGUCACCCCCACCAUGGUGAAGCCUGCCACACCCACCAUGGUGGUCCAGUCUACCAUCACCCCGGUGAAGCCUGCCACCCCCAUCAUGGUGGAGCCUGCCACACCCACCAAGGUGGUCCAGUCCACCCCCAACCCGGUGAAGCCUGCCACACCCACCAAGGUGGUCCAGUCCACCCCCAACCCGGUGAAGCCUGCCACCCCCACCAAGGUGGUCCAGUCCACACCCACCUCGGUGAAGCCUGCCACCCCCACCAUGGUGAGGCCUGUCACCCCCACCAUGGUGAAGCCUGCCACACCCACCAUGGUGGUCCAGUCUACCAUCACCCCGGUGAAGCCUGCCACCCCCAUCAUGGUGGAGCCUGCCACACCCACCAAGGUGGUCCAGUCCACCCCCAACCCGGUGAAGCCUGCCACCCCCACCAUGGUGAGGCCUGUCACCCCCACCAUGGUGAAGCCUGCCACCCCCACCAUGGUGGUCCAGUCCACCCCCAACCCGGUGAAGCCUGCCACCCCCACCAAGGUGGUCCAGUCCACACCCAACCCGGUGAAGCCUGCCACCCCCACCAUGGUGGUCCAGUCCACACCCAACCCGGUGAAGCCUGCCACCCCCACCAUGGUGAGGCCUGUCACCCCCACCAUGGUGAAGCCUGCCACCCCCACCAUGGUGGUCCAGUCCACCCCCAACCCGGUGAAGCCUGCCACCCCCACCAAGGUGGUCCAGUCCACACCCAACCCGGUGAAGCCUGCCACCCCCACCAUGGUGGUCCAGUCCACACCCAACCCGGUGAAGCCUGCCACCCCCACCAAGGUGGUCCAGUCCACACCCUCCCCGGUGAAGCCUGCCACCCCCACCAUGGUGAGGCCUGCCACCCCCACCAUGGUGAAGCCUGCCACCCCCACCAAGGUGGUCCAGUCCACCCCCACCCCGGUGAGGCCUGCCACCCCCACCAUGGUGGUCCAGUCCACCCUCACCAUGGUGAAGCCAGCCACUCCCACCAAGGUGAUGUACUCUACCGCCGAAAAGGUGGUGAAGUCUGCCUCUACCCCUGUGGUGAAUCCCACCCCUCAUCACCCAAAUCUGGUGGAGGGGAAGGAUACCACUCCUGUCAAGGUGAAGCCAAACACCAUUCCAUCAUCUGUGGCAGCCUCUCACCUGCUGAAGGAGGACUGGGACUCCCGGUCCAUGGAGACCGUGGCCCUGGACCUUUUGGCUAUGAUGGUCCCUCAGCUGGACUGGGCCAGCAUCCAUGUUCCGGAGGACCCGUCCGACACGCCCAGACUCCCAGUUCAAACCAUGCAGCUGCUCACCAGUGAACAACUGCAGUGCCUGGGGUUGCCAAAUCUGAGUAAAAGCUGCUACCUGAACGCUACAAUUCAGUGUAUGCUGAGGAUGGGGGGCUUCUGCCAGCAGCUCUUCCAACAGCAGCACAUCUGGAGGAACAAUCCAGCCGCCGGCCUGCUCAAGUGCUUUGUUGAUGUCCAGGCGGCCAGAUUUGGCGAGCGACCGGCGUACAAACGCGGCGUCCUUAAGGCUCUGCUUGACUGCGUGGCUGACGAGGCAGUCGAGUUCCGGGAUGGCGGCCAGAAGGACGCCCAUGAGUUCUUCUGCGUCACCGUGGCCCAGAUGGCAGCUCUGGCCCCCCUCCUGGACGGAGGGGCAUUGGGUGGAGGGGCGUACACCUGCCCGGUGCGCACCAACCUGCUCUUCCAGAUGCUCAGCACGAGGACUUGCAGACAGUGUGGACUGCAGUCCUCCAGACAGCAGGAAUUCUCCAACUUGUCUCUGGCCCUGACGGCUGGGAGCUCCGUCGAGGCCUGCCUGCUGCAGUACCUCCAGGAGACCGAACUGGAGUUUCGCUGCAGCUGUGGAGGAUGCAGCUCAAGACUGCGGUGGUCGUUCCUGACCCUGCCCCGAGUGAUGGUGUUCCACUUGAACCGAUUCUGUCACGGUGCACAGUGGCAGCUCGAGAAGUUGGAGGCGCCCAUUCUUCUCAGCAGGGAGCUGCUGCUCUGCUCUGGACCGAGCAGCGACGAGGCACUCCCCAGCAGGGCCGGCCAGGACCAGGGCCAGGCUCCUGGGGGCCAGGGAGACACCCAGGGCCAGGCUUCUGGGGGCCAGGGCCACACCCAGGAGCAGGGCCAGGCUCCUGGGGGCCAGGGACACACCCGGAAGCAGGGCCAGGCUCCUGGGGGCCAGGGACACACCCGGAAGCAGGGCCAGGCUCCUGGGGGCCAGGGACACACCCGGAAGCAGGGCCAGGCUCCUGGGGGCCAGGGACACACCCGGAAGCAGGGCCAGGCUCCUGGGGGCCAGGGCCACACCCAGGAGCAGGGCCAGGCUCCUGGGGGCCAGGGACACACCCGGAAGCAGGGCCAGGCUCCUGGGGGCCAGGGCCACACCCAAGCCGGGACAGGGAUCACCCAGCUGACCAGCCCUCAUGCCUCAGUUCAUGUGAGCACUGAGGAGGGGUCAGAGAGACAGGGAAGCCACCCCAUGAGCUCAAGGUACAGCCUGGUCAGUGUGUUGAGUCACAUUGGUUCUUCUACCACCUCGGGCCACUACAUCAGUGACUGUCACUACGCAGACGGUGACCCCGAGGACCAGACAGACCGCUGGCUCUCCUACAACGACCACAUCGUCAUGGAGACAACCGGCGAGCUGGUCUGCGAGCGCAGGCAGAGGAGCUCCUACAUGCUGUUCUACGAGAGACGGACACACCCGACAACCGGAUUCACCCAGUGA
This is a messenger RNA of Osmerus eperlanus (European smelt), 3421 nucleotides long. Its product is annotated as mucin-4-like. The transcript has 15 exons. Lineage: Eukaryota; Metazoa; Chordata; Actinopteri; Osmeriformes; Osmeridae. The record is from RefSeq and is a predicted model, not a curated record. Gene Ontology annotation, biological process: protein deubiquitination; G1/S transition of mitotic cell cycle. Gene Ontology annotation, cellular component: nucleus; cytosol. Gene Ontology annotation, molecular function: cysteine-type deubiquitinase activity. The coding region runs from base 11 to 3421 and encodes 1136 amino acids.